Nothobranchius furzeri (turquoise killifish) is the source of this 11119-nucleotide messenger RNA. Lineage: Eukaryota; Metazoa; Chordata; Actinopteri; Cyprinodontiformes; Nothobranchiidae. The record is from RefSeq and is a predicted model, not a curated record.
UCAUGAAGUCUUUUGAGCGCCUGGUCCUCCCUCAUCUCAAGUCCUUCACCUCCCCCCUCCUGGACCCUCUGCAGUUCGCAUACAGAGCUAAUAGGUCUGUAGACGACGCCAUCAACCUGGCCCUCCACUUCAUCCUGCAGCACCUGGACUCCCCGGGAACCUACGCUAGGAUCCUGUUUGUGGACUUCAGCUCUGCGUUCAAUACCAUCCUCCCUGCUCUGCUCCAGGACAAGCUCUCCAUGCUCAACGUACCCAAUUCAACCUGCAGGUGGAUCACUGACUUCCUGACGGACCGAAGGCAGUGCGUGCGGCUGGGGAAGAAUGUUUCCACAAUUCAGACAAUUAGCACAGGAUCUCCACAGGGCUGUGUACUUUCUCCUCUGCUCUUCUCCCUGUACACAAACUGCUGCACCUCGAGCCAUGACUCCGUUAAACUGAUCAAGUUUGCGGACGACACCACCCUCAUCGGGCUCAUCUCUGACGGUGAUGAGUCCGCCUACAGGAGGGAGGUGGAACGGCUGGCGUACUGGUGCAGCAGCAACAAUCUGGAGCUCAAUGCUCAGAAGACAGUGGAGAUGAUUGUGGACUUCAGGGAAGUCACAGCCCCAUCUCUCCCCCUCGUCCUGACGGACACCCCCGUCACCACUGUGGACUCCUUCCGCUUCCUCUGAACCACCAUCACACAGGACCUUAGGUGGGAGCCAUCCAUCAGCUCCCUGCUCAGAAAGGCCCAGCAGAGGAUGUACUUUCUGCGGCAGUUGAAAAAGGCCAAGCUGCCGGCCCAGAUGAUGGUGCAGUUUUACACGGCCAUCAUUGAGUCCAUCCUCACCUCCUCCAUCACUGUGUGGUACGCUGGAGCCACGGUGAGGGACAAACAUAGACUGCAGCGCAUUGUGCGCUCCGCUGAGAAGGUGAUUGGCUGCAGCCUUCCAUCUCUCCAGGACCUGUACGUCUCCAGAACUCGGGGGAGUGCAGGCCGUAUAGCAGCUGACCCUUCUCACCCGGGACACAGACUUUUCGAGCCGCUUCCCUCAGGCAGGAGGUUACGGUCCAUCCAGACCAGAACCUCCCGCCAUAAGAACAGCUUCUUUCCAUCUGCCGUUAGACUUGUGAACAGCUUAUAAAUACACAACCAUGUUCGUCUGCUGUACUUGACAUAACGUCACGUUACCGGCCAUGUUACCAUUACCUGCCUUUUUUAUAGCUGAAUGUUUUAUGCUAGUUUCAUUAUAUUUUAUUCUACUUAUUCUAUUUCUGAAAUUUAUUAUUCAUGUUAUAUGUAGCACAUUAGUACCAAAACAAGUUCCUAGUUUGUGAACUGCUUGUUCACUGACAAUGGCAAUAAACCUUUUUUGAUUCUGAUUAAAGAUGACAGUAUUAUGUUGGGGGUGUUGUUGGGAGUUGUUGAAUAUAACUAAAAAAGUAACUUGUAAUAUAAUUUAGUUACUUUAAAGACCAAGUCAUCAGUAAAGGAACUGUUAACUUUGAACCGACUGCCAGUAAUCAGAUUACUUUUCAAAGCAACUGUUGAAACACUGACAGUGACAAACCCAGGUAAGAAGCAAACCACCUUAAUGGUAGUACAUAUCCCUAAACCAGGGGUAGGCAACCCUGGUGCUAGAGCCAUAGUCCUGCAUGUUUCCAGCCAUGCAUGAACUUGCAGCUUCUAAUUGGCUGAACACACCCGAUUCAGGUAAUCAACAACAGGAACAACAACGAUAGUUGUAAAACAAGAAGGACUGUGGCUCUCUAGGAUCAGGGUUGCCUACCCCUGCCCUAAACAAACCCAAAGCCACCAUUCCCAGGCUAUGUACAGGCUCAGAUCUUAAUUGUCUUGCUUAUUUUUUUUUUUCCAUUUCACAGAUGAAGCUUUAGGAUGUUGGGUUGGAUUUAGCCAUUUAAAGGAGCCAUAUCAUGAAAAAUCCACUUUUUUGAGCUUUUAACCAUGUGUUAUUAUUUCCUCAAGAAAAAUACCCCCAAUCCUGCUGUUGGCUGCAUUCAUGCAUUUUUCUGUCUCAGCUGCAAGUUUUCAGAUUUUUUGGAAAAGCCUGCACACACAAGGAUGGAAACUAAAUGUCUUCCCCAUGAAGUUAGUCUCGGAUCUGAAACCUGCCUCAACUGGAAGUAGGCAACUAGUGGCCACUUACUUAAAGAAAACCCCUCAUAUAAGAUAAAUUACAUCUCAAUAGUACCAUCAGUAAUGUUUUAUCAUAUAUUGAGCUUACCUUUGCUCUCAAAGGCAUAAAAUAGCACAAUCUGGCUCCUUUAAAUGACAUUUAAAUUUUAAGGUGAUCCCCCUUUAUUCUGAGUGAUCAAAGUAGAUGGCAAUAUUCAGCAGAAAUGUGCUUGCAUGCGCAAUGUAAUCUAUGUGGUUUACUUUGAUGACAAGCUUUUUUCUUGUACCUGACUAUGUUAUAUAUUUUUUAUUUUUUUUUAUAUGUGAAGUGCUUUGUGGUUUUUACCUUGAAAGAUGCUAUGCAAAUAAAGGCAGGUGUUGAGGCCUCCAGUUCUAGUUGCCUGCUCUGUAGCAGGAAAGUUGGAGAACUGAUCUCAUAAACAGCCAAAUCAAAUAAAGUUUGAUUUUAUGGAAAACCUCAUUACCAUCAUUUUUAAACUCGUUAAAGUGUUAUCUUUGUUUAAUCAACAUAUUAGAGAGUUUUAAUAAAGUAACAGUCCUUAAAAUUCUCUAUGUCAGACCAAUUUACUGACAUUCUGAAGUAAGUACAUGCACAGCAUAAACAAAAUUAAAACAUUUAACAUUGAUUUCAAAUAGCUGCGUUUUUAAUUUUAUUUGUGCAUGUGGGAUUGUGGGUAUGUUCUCUGUAUGUGUGGUAGUAUUUUAAUAAUAAUAAUAAUAAUCAAAACAAGUAAAUUAAAAUAAAAAUGUUUUCCUUCGCAGGAGCCAGAAGUAUGGGUUGUUAGUUCCUCAGACUUUGUAAGGGUCUGAAAGACUGAUGUUGUGCUUCUUGUUUUACCCGUUUCCAGUUCAAUCUUGACAAAGACCCUACUGAUGGGUUGUCUCCAGUAGAUGGCAGCAGUGAGUCACCACAAAGGCAAUCCAAGUGUGCGUCUGAGCAGAUGCCUGAUCAAAAUGCAACAGAGCUACAUAAAGUACACACGGUCUAGUUGUUAAAAUGAAUUUAAAAAAGGACAAGCAGUUGCACUUUUUCCAGUUUUCAAAACAAACAACCUGAUAUAAAUAUUCACGGUGUGGGGUGAUCGGCAGUGAAGGAUUUAGGCACAGAUCGUAUUUAACGACGCAGAUUGUUUGUGUCCAACAUCAUGAAAGAAGUAGAUCUUCAACGCAACACCUCUGAAAGUCAACUUAUAGAGAAGAAACAAGACAUUAAUUCUGUCGUUGCUCCUCAGCAGAAGGAUGUUCUUAUAAAGCAAACAUCUGAUGAUCAGCAGCUGGUGGAGGUUAAAGAAGAAGAGGUUCUUGAUCUACAGAGCUCCAGUGUGAACCAUCAUAAACCGGAGCUCAUCAACAUAAAGGAGGAGGAGGAGGAGGUCUGGACCAGUCAGGAUGAAGGGCAUCAUACUGUGAAGAGUGAAGAUGAAGAGAAACCUCAGCUUUUACAUCUUCAUCAAAUCAAAAGUGAAGACAACAGAGAGACAAGACCUCCAACCAGCAGCCCAGCUGAGCAGAUAACAACAGAAAAUGAUAGAGAGGACUGUGGAGGACCAGAACCAGACAGGAACCCAGACCCAAAAACUCAUGUACAACCAAACACAGAUGAAAAGGCUUCUGACUCUUCUGAGACUGAAGCAAGUCAGGAUGAGGAUGAAGGUGAAGAUCACAGUAAAGAUGACUGUGAUGAAACGGUGACAAGCUCUGGAUCUGGAAGUGAAGACAGCGAUGAAGACUGGAUGAAAACCAAACCAACCAGAACAUUUCGAUCAAGAGUAAAAGGCAAAACGAGGCGUCAAAUUAGUAAAAAACCCUUUAGGUGUCCAGAGUGUUUUAAACAGUUCGUCAACAAGUUUUCUUUUCAGAAACACGUGACUUCUCACUCAGGUAAAAGCUCAGCCAGUGUGGGUGAUGAGAAACGUUCUAGAAGGAAGCGAAAAGUAGAUUCAGAAACAGCAGGUAACGCUACCAAAACGUUUACUUGUGAUGAUUGUGGUAAAAACUUUAUCAGUCAAUAUUAUCUAAAAUGUCACAUGAGCAUCCACACAGGGGCAAAACCAUUUUCCUGUGAUUUCUGUGGCAGAACAUUUAAGUGUCUGCAAAUUCUUAAGUGUCACGUUCGACUUCACACAGGUGAGAAACCAUUUGCUUGUGAUAAAUGCAGUAAAACAUUUAGCCAUUUACCCAGCCUCAAGCUUCACAUGACUCACCACACGGGAGAAAGGCCGUUUCGAUGUAAUGUGUGUAAUAACAAGUUUAGCCUACCAGGAACUCUGAAGCUACACAUGACAAUUCAUACCGGAGAGAAACCGUUUGCUUGCAGUAGUUGUAACAGGUGCUUCAGGCUUCGUGGUGACCUUAAAGCACACAUGAUGAGCCACUCAGGAGAGAAACCGUUCAGCUGCAGUCAUUGUGGUGCUAAAUUUGCUCGACAUGGAAGCUUGCUUAGGCAUGCCAGAGUCCACACAGGGGAGAGGCCAUUUCCUUGUGAUAAGUGUGACAAAAGAUUUUUUCAAAAUUCACAUCUUAAAAAACACUCGUCAGUUCACUCCGAUCAGAAAGUUUACACAGUUUAAAGGUCCUGUUCUUGUAAAGCUUGGAUGUGGAAGUAAAUAUUCUUUAGAGUGCAUUACUGUCUUUGCUUCUGAUGAAUGUGAUGAAAGGUGUCUCCAAAAGGCAAGUCGUAUGAAUGCCAUUCCAGCUCACUUAAAAGUGUGGUUCACUUGUUUAAUCAGUGCACUUGCAGUGGUCUCGAGUAGGAAUGAAUGCCUUGAAAGUUGGACUCUGGGAACAAAAGGUCCGAUGCGUCUGCUUCAGGAACUAGAAGUGAGCCACGUCACAGUUGAGUUUCACAUGGCAAGAUUUGGAGUCUCAUUUGCUGAUAUUUGGACGUUAUAAUUGGAUAACCGCUUUCCCUGCCACAAAUCAAGAUGGGUGAGUCCAUGAAUGUAAAGUGACAGUGUGACGUAGAUCUGUCAGGCUUUUCAAAUCCUAGUUUCAUCAUCUAUUUUCUAUGAGAAGCUGAUGCAGGAGAUGGGUGUAGGAGACUGUUUCAUGCUCAGCCUUCAUAAAACACCCAAGAGUGACCGAUUAUAAUCAGAAAUAAUAUUUAAAAAAUGUGUUUUUAGUGAACCACACCUUUCAAAGAGGUUCUAGAAUUCAAAACCACAUUUGCCUUGUUGAAAAUGGGCAGCUUGGGUUUUCAGAUGCAAUAUAACAGGGUUUUUCCUGGCUCAAAUUGAGGCAGAGGUGGUACCAUCCUGACCACGCGCCAGCACAUGCAUACUCUGUGCAUUCAACUGCCUCAAUUUUUAAAGGCAAAAUAUAUUUUCGUUACGUGUUCUAAUCUAAGCUUCUGUUGAUUAAUAGAAUAUUCCAUUUGACUGUGUUUCAAGUGAAACAAAAUUGGUUUGCUGAUAAAAAAUAUGAAAUAAAACAACAAAAUUAUCAGGCUGAAAUAACACUCUUAUUAUAAAAGGCUCAAUAAUAUGCAUUAGAUAGGUGUUUAGUUCCCUUUUUCCCAUCUGAUAUUUGUAGUUUAAAUUAUUUUUAAAUAUUUGACCUACAGUUUUGUAACAUUUAAAGUUUGUUAACUCAAAGUCAAAAUAACAUAAAUAUAUCCAGUAAAUUAUAAUGUAUUUCAUUAACAUGCAUUUGUAUUGGAAAUGAUAACAUUUAAUUUCUGCUGCUAACAAUGUAAUGGUGGCACGUCUAUUAUGUACGGGUUGACAAUAAUCCAGUUCAAAUUAUGUUCAAAGAUAGAAGCGUUUGUGAAUUAUAUACUACAAUGGCUUGCUGUACCUCCUGCUCCUGUGUGUGGAGUAGGCUUGUAACAGUAUUUGUCUUACACGUAACAUACCGUUGUUCAAUAAAGUUCUAGGGAAAAUAGUAAGAUGUUGCACCAGUGCUACGUUUAAAAAUAGACAGACACGCACAGGCAGUUUUUUUCGUCGCACUGUACAGCUCUGAUAUGGAAGAGCCUGGGGUAAAAUCAGGAUGUCAAUAGUACCAUCCAUAGAUAUGUACCAACCGAUGGUACCAACUAGCGAGAAAAGCUAUUUUUGAUCUUCUUUUUCUGCAGCAGUUUUAGCGCUUUCCGGUGCACCGCUGCUGGUACAGCGCCCCUGUAGUGGCGCAACGCUGCAACUGCAGUUAAAAUAACAUCUAUGUAGCUGGGGGCAGCAUGAAAUCAGGCUGGGGCGGCUGCCACGCAAAUUUGAACGCAGGAAAAACCCUGUAACAAAAUGACUGUCUGCUUUUCUAUGCAAAUUAGUAAUAUUGUUAUAGCAACAGAAAAAUGAUUCAUUCUUAAAAAAUCUCCUUUAACUCAUUAUGAAGCCACCCCUUUAAAUGAGUAUGUUCCAACCCAAAGUUAGUCACAGUUAUGCUAACUGCAGAGCAGUGCUAGCUUAAGCUACUGCUAACAUCCUUGUUGGAUGAGAGGACAACACUAAGAAGAUUGGAGCACAAUGCAGGAUGUACUGGUAAUGUCCAGACUUUGAAUAAAUGUCAGACAGAUCCAUAGCUUGCCUAUUUACUCAUCCGGAUAAUGUACACAGUUUCUAGCUUCAGGCAAAAUCAUGGAGCUAUUGGGGUUAACUGGUCAAUCAGCUGAUUGGCUGCAAACCAUUAUAGAAUUGUAUUUGACCAUUUAUCAAAGCCCCUGGGCCAUUUUGAACCCCAACAAAAUUUUAAGUACUUUAUGGAGGCUGAAAGAACAUUUUCCAGUUGUAUGUAUAUACACAUAAGCAUUGUUUUAGGACUCCUUUAAGAGAUUCAAAAUAAGUUGUGCUUCACCAAUGUUUGCCAGAACUUUAAAUGUUUAAUUCAUUCUUGGUUAGAUUAAUUUCCACUAUCUCUUAAGGUCUUGGUAGAUAAGGUCUCCCAACACUUCACUGCUGAUCAGCUGCUCAGAAGGGAACUUGGCUCCAGAAUAGUUGUGGAAAACAGUCAAUAAAAGUGUAACUUUUAUACUUGAGGUGUGGUUAAACUUGCCUUAAUUUAUUCAAGAUACCAGAAAAUUUCAUUUAAUUUAAUACAUUUAGUUUUUAUAUUUCAAAUGUUUCAGAUGUUUUUUUAAUAAUCUCAUUUUUUGUUUAUUUGAAAACUGGGGAACUAGGCAGUUUUGGCUUGCUUUAAGCACCUCAUAGUGUCUGUCUGUAGAACUGAAAACAAAACCUCUUCCAGCUGUGCGUUCACCUUUUUAACGCCUUAAUCUAACAGCUGAAACAUCACCUCAAUCUUCUUUAGUGUCUACAGGAGUGAUUCAUCAUUAAAUGAAACAAUCAGCUGUGUUUACGAUCUAAAACAUGCAGGAACCAGACUGCAGUGCCAGGAAUGUCAGCUCAAUUGCCGCCAGUCUGAAGUUGCAAGUGAAAUAUUCUGGCCACAUGGGGCAAUAGGGCUGGGUGGCCUUUCAUGAAGCCUAAAGGGUCAUUUUGGAAAAUAUUGACUCAAGAAAAUAAUUAAAAAAUAUGAAAAGGUUGUAAAGUAUCCCUUAAAUGAAGCCAACCUACAUCAGUCAAGAGCGACUGAAAGGCUCUCUAAAUCGGUGGCGGAUUUAGCAAUUUGGGAGCCCAAGGCGAGCACAGACAUGGGGCUCCCUUACACUAAAUUUUCGACAAUGUUACCUUUAACUGGUUUUGCGAAACUCCCCUCUUCUGCCAUGAGUUAUUUUCCCAUCCUCCUCUUUUUUCUCUCCCUUUGAGUGCUUUCAAUAUUUGCUCAGCUUUCUUCUUCCUGUCAGUGCUCCUGUGCUUUUGCCUUUCUUUUUUUCUACUAUUUUCCAUUUUGGUCCAUGUUUUCCUUCCUUUAACAUUUUCAAUUGUCUUUUUCUGCUUCCUUUUGAUGUUUACUUAGAAAAACGACGUCUCAUUUGGAAGUGAAGAUAAAAGCUUUUUUAAAGCAAGCUGCUUCUUUCUCUUAUUGGAGCCACCAGGAUAACUCCAUUACAUGCUUAAUGUUUUGACUACCGCUUCUAGUUUGUUACGAACACUCCCGCCCCUCUCUUCUUCUUCUUCUUCUUCUUCUUCUUCUUCUUCUCCUUCUUCUUUGUGGUCUUAUGGCACUUGGCAAACAACAAUUUGGUGCAUUACUGCCACCAACUGGAUUGGAGUGGAAUGACUACCAUUUGCUUCCUGUUUGUGAAUCGGCAUCUUAAAGGAAUAGUCCAUUGUGGGAUUAACAGAGGGGUGCCGGUGGUCAGGGCGAGGGGGCCCCCUUAUGUUGGGGGCCCCAGGCGGCCGCUGACCUAUGCCUAAUGGUAAAACCGCCACUGCUCUAAAUAAAGUAAAUAAAAGCUGAUUAUAUUAUUAUCAAGAAAUAUGAAUAUAAUUUCUUUAGUUUACUUUCUUCUAUUGACUUUUGAGUGAUUAAAAAUGUGUUUUAACUAUUUAAACAACAUUUUAGUGAGUCUUGAUGCUGAUUAAAUGUUUUCAAAAAGUAUUUUAAUGAUUGUCAAACAACUUGGUGAAAAAAUAACUGCAUCAAAGUCUGCUAUAACACAGAGUUGUCUUGUAUAAGUGAUGUGUAUCCAGCAAAAUGAAAUUAAAAACUAGGAACCUGAGCCAGACACAUAUUUGAGUUACUUGUCAUUCUUUGCAACCAUUAUCACUUUUCACAAGAUCAACAAGCAGCUUCCUGAAAACAUCUCUAUAUCCGUUUACACCCCUAUCUGCCAUAUGCCUAUAGCCUACAUGCCAUUCAUUUUAUUUAUAUUCUAUGAAAAUUAUGUUUUUUUAUAUUAAAAGGAAAAAAAAAAAGGGCAAAAAAAUCUUUUGUCUGAUUUUUGUCGUUGAUGUGUUUUGGCCAAUGUUUUAUUCUGGCCACUUUAGGCCUAGUCCACACCUAGCCGUUUUUUUUUUAAACAAAUAUCCGCCCCUCCAAAAACUUGCAUCCACACCACCUUGUUUAAAAUAAAAACUCUGUCCACACCAUGGUCCACACGUAGCCGGAUAAAUACGUUGUUAAGGACAUGCCAGACCUGUAGGCGGCAGUACUUCCCCCAUUCUUAACCUCGUCCUUUGUCUGUGGUCUUCCGCAAGGAGCAGUAAUUCCGCUUGCAAAAACAAACAAGCAGAAAGCGCUUGGACAAUUGAUAAAGCGAGUGCAGCUCUGAGGGCAUCCAUGCUGUCGGCUAGUGUAAACACAGGUCGCACACGUGAUGUCAGCAUUUUUUUUUGUUGUGGAAAGUGAUGUUAUGGAACUUAAAACUCCGGUUUUGUCUGUCCACACGCAGACACCCAAAACGGAGAAAACGCAGAUCUUCACAUUGGCCGGAGUUUUUAAAAAGAUCAGUUUUCGUGUGAAAAAACUACGUUUUUGUGUGGAUGACAGGCCAAAACGUAGAAAAAUAUCUACGUUUUGGCAGAUCCCCGGCUACGUGUGGACAGGGCCUCAGUUCCUGAUUGACCAACUCAUCCAGGUUGUAUGCCUGAUUGAAUCCGAGUGGUAUAAGGCUAUAGUAAAUAUCUUCUUUACUAUAUAUUUGUGAUUUUAAUAAAUGAGCUUUAUCUUAAUUUGCACUGCUCACCUAAUCUGUUGUGUUGGUAAAGAUAAAAUAUUGUUUUGUACUCAUUCUGUUGCAGUGUUUACCAGGUGUAUAGCACUUACUUAUACUUCAUUGGUUUGAAACAUGCUUUACAGCUGCAAGAAGCUUCUAUACGUUAGCAAACCCUGCAGGACUGGUUUCCAUCAGAGGUCUGUUUAUCAUAACCUCGGUAUUUUAUACGUGUUUUGUAUAACGUGAUGGUAGAAACAUCUAGAAAUUUAGAUUGUGAGCUUUGCAGUGAAAAGGCCAGGUUGUAUUUCUCAUUGUCUUUCUUUUUUAUUUUAUGUAACCUAUCUUUAAACACUGUGUGAAUGGUCAGACUAAACCAAACAUUGCAUUUGCAGCCUUCGUGUGUGUGUGUGUGUGUCUGUCCAGAUUGCUCUACUUGGAAAAAUCUAAAUUGUUAUAAGAAAUAUUUAAUAUUGUUGCCCUAACAUUUUAUUUGGCGAACAUGGUUUCAUCCCAGCUGCAACUUAAAACCUUUCAUUUAUUUCUUGAAUAACUGAAAUAUGCAGCCUAAAUAAACUUGUUCGCUUGAUUCCAGUGGAAGCUGUAGGACAGGUUUUUCCACAGCCUGAUUUUACAGAUGGGUUGAGUUUAUGCUGAGUGAGAGCUGAGAGGAAGCAGUUAGCUCAUCAGGAAGACCAGCUCUGUACUGGAAUGUCCCCUCGACCCAGUGCAGUUGGUGGGAGACAGAAAACUCCCAUACAAGGCAUGAAGCUGUGACUGACAACAUGUCUGCUUCUUCAGGGACAGGCUGUUGCAUCCUUAUUGUUAAAAAGGAAUAGUAAUUUACAAUGAGGGCUCCUUUAUUAAUGUCACUUAGUGCGUUAUCAAGCAUUAAUUAACAACGUAUGAACAACGGUUUCAUAUUAACUAAUGCAUUACUGAGUAGAUACCCUGCCUGGCUCUUUGUCCUAAACUUAAGUACACUCAAUAGUUAAGUUAUCAGAGUUGUUAAUGGGGACUUUUGUUUAUUAAUACUUAAUAAUGCGCUAAGUGAUGUUAAUAAAGGAGCCCUCAUUGUAAAAUGUUACAAAAGGAAUUUUACCAUAAACCUUCCUCACAGACUUUAUCCCUUCCACUGCUCCCAACAAACCCUAUAGGUGUUUAUAUUCUUGCUGUUAUUUGCAAAUUUCUUUUCAUUUUUUGUAGUUUGUUGUUUUUUUUUUUUUGCUGCACAACUCUUUACUGUGCAUGUUUUUAUUCUUUUUCUCUAUUUUUCUUUUACCAUUGUGUGGACAGCUGGUGCACCUGGAUUUCCCCACCAUGGGAAUGCAUGUUUGAAAAAAAAAUUAAAUAGUGAGACGUGUUUUUUUGGCUAUCUUUGAAUCUCAAUUUAUUUUUCUUGCAUUGCAAGACAAGGCACCCUACAUUGAGCAGGAACAACACAGGAAUGUUUAUAUGCAGUAGUAAUUAAUAAACAUUUGAUACCGUUA